AUGGGACACUUUGUGUCUAAUAGUCUCUUCUUGGAAGCAAACACUCAAGACUUAUCUUGCCAAGCCUUGUUGAGCAGGUGCGAUCGAUUAAAGCCUUCAACGCAAAAGUUUCUGUCUUUGGUGUCAAAGGCAAAUAAAUUUGAAACAGAAAAGGAAUGCAUUAUCCAGAAUCUCGUUAAAGCCAAGCAAGAGGCAGAACUUGUGAGCAUGCAAAACCGAAAGCUGGAUAAAGAAAAUCGUAAGUUGUUAAGGCAACAAAGCCCUCCUGUUUCUGCUGAGACAAGUCACAAAAGCGCAUCUGCAAAGUCACACAAGAGAAAGAGUCUGAAGAUGAUGAGCAGUCCGAUUGAGAAGAAGCUUGAGUUCAGCAGCAGUCCAGAAAUCAGCAAGAAUACUCUAUAA
Molecule: messenger RNA, 402 nt
Organism: Brassica napus (rape)
Lineage: Eukaryota; Viridiplantae; Streptophyta; Magnoliopsida; Brassicales; Brassicaceae
Exons: 3
Coding region: 1-402 (133 amino acids)
Source: RefSeq, a predicted model, not a curated record